This is a messenger RNA of Cokeromyces recurvatus, 1396 nucleotides long. RefSeq lists its product as uncharacterized. Gene Ontology annotation, cellular component: nucleus; cytoplasm. The transcript is spliced from 10 exons. The record is from RefSeq and is a predicted model, not a curated record. NCBI's taxonomy places the organism in Eukaryota, Fungi, Mucoromycota, Mucoromycetes, Mucorales, Mucoraceae. Bases 41 to 1327 code for a protein of 428 amino acids.
UUAUUAUUAUUUUCUUGUUUUAGUUUACACUAUAUUCAUCAUGUUAAUUGUACCUUCUGAAGAAAUACCAAUACUAGAAAACCUCAUUACAAUUCGACAUAAGCUUUAUGCAUUAAAGAAAGAUAGAGAUUCAUAUCCAGAUAAAGAUCUAAUCGUCUUACUUUAUAAAGAAACCGAAAAGCAAGUAGAGUUGGUUAACAAUAUUCGCACAGGUGAUAUUUGGAAUCCUGUUUCUCGUAAUAGACUCAAUGAUGUAUUGGAUGACAUUAUGGCUCUUUUAUCCUUAUUCUUUAUGACCAUUGGCAGAAGUAGAGAAAGUCCUGCUGUAUAUGUUCAGUUAGUCACAGUAGAGCGUUAUUUAGAGCAAAUAUCACAUAUGGGAACUUAUACAGAUACAAUAUUACUAGAGAACCAAGAAAGAUUAAAGGACAUUGAAAAUAUUCUUUAUUCUGAUUCGAGCAAUUCAUGUUUUAUUAAUGUUUUAAAGUAUAAACUAGAAAAAUGCAAUCAAGCUUUAUCUAUGCUAUUAUCAAAUAUUCAAGAUGUUUCGGAUGUAUUGAAACCAUUACACCAGGAACUGCUCAGUAUAAGAAGAAAGUUGGCGCUUUUGGCUCAGAAAACAAACGGGUAUUCGAAGACUGAAAUAGAAGAAAUAAUAGAAAAGUUACGUGAAUUAGACAAUACGAAGGUUGAACUUUUUAAAUUAAAUCCAAAGGGAAAGGAGCUUAUUGAAGGGUUACUAGAGCAAUUACAUGAAGAGGCACAGGAUUUGAAAGUGUCUACAAAUAAUAAUAUCUCAGAAUCACUCAUUCCAAUUGUAGAUCGUUUAAAAAAGAUUAGAACUCAACUGGAUCGAUUAGCGUUGACACAUAAAUGGACUUUACGAGAAACAGAUUUAUAUGCAUACCAUUUACAAUUACAAGAUAUUGAAAAAUUAAGAACAGAAGGACAUUUCAAAGAUCCAAAUUCAGAUAUCAUUCCAGAAGGUCAAGCAGUAGUCAAUUUCUUAUUAAGAGGAUGCUAUCGUAUUAUGGCUAAAAUGUUAAGUGAAAAUGUACCUGUAGCAGAAGCAUUAAUGCCUGUAUAUAACCAACUUAGUACGGUUAGAAAAUGCUUAAUAGAAGUCACUAAAUGGGGAAAACCUGAUUCAGUUAGAGAUCUUUAUCCUUAUCAAUUAAAGUUAGCAAGUAUAGAUAACAUGCGCGUGAAUGGUACUUUUUGUGAUGAAGAAGGAAAUAUACCGGAAGGUCAAGCUAUCUGUGUUGCUUUAUUAAAUGAAUGUUAUGAUAUACUUCAUGAAUUAAUAGCACUUGCUGAUGAUUCAUAAAGAUAUAUACAUUUAUAUGUUCAAGUAAUAAUUAUAUAUAAUAAAUACAUAUGAUAAAUAAUAUUAGGC